ACCUUUGCACACCUAAACCUCUAAACACUUCCUGCUGGGAUCUGUCCUGAGUGAAGGACCCGCAUUGUAAGGACACGCUAACAAUGCAGAGACUGCCACCUGCUGUAGUUUGAUCGGCAGACAGAGACGGAUUGCCUCACAGACCAUCAAAGAGAGAUGCCAGAAAGGACGUGUGACUGAGACCGGUCGUCCGCUGCCUGGAGAGCUGUCAGUUUGUUUUCAACCUGCUGUUUUCCACUUGUCAGCCUCUCAGAGGGUGGAGCGAACAGCUGAAUGUCAGCAGCUUGUGGAGCAUGGGUACAACUGCCAGCGCUGCCCCACAGCCUGUUUAUGUAGAGUCGUCGACUGACAACGUCCAAGCCAACGGGAUGGCCCAUAGCAGCAUGAGUCCAUUCCACAUGAUCAACAUCCACAACAGCAAAGCCAAGUCCAUUAUCACCAACAAGGUUGCACCGGUCGUCAUCACCUAUAACUGCAGACAAGAGUUUCAAAUUCAUGACAACUUCCUUAAAGAAGGCUACAAGGUUGGUCGGAUAUCGGACUCCUUGCCUGAGCAUUACUUGGUUAAGGGUGAAUACUUCAUGGUGCAGGAUGUAUACAGCAAAGCAGAUGUUCUAAACACAACAAGCAGUUAUGGAGCCCCCAACUUCCGCCAGGUGAAGGGAGCCUACCCGCUGUAUGGAAUGGGUCAGCCAACCUUGAAUGGCUUCAAACAGGUUCUCCAGAGACUUCAAGCCCAAGGACAGCAGGAGAUUAUCUUCUUCUGCAUACGAGAGGAGCCAGUGGUGUUCCUUCAUAAGGACAAUGACUUUGUGCCGUACACCCCGCGUAGGAAAGAAAAUCUGCAUGAGAACCUUCAAGGACUGGAAGGAGAGGAAACAGUAGAAAGCCUCGAGCUGACUAUCAGAAAUGAGCUCCAUGACUUUGCAAAGCUCAGCAAAAACAUCUUAUAUGUCUACAACGACAUUGAGUUCUUCAAAGAUGAGCCGCAGAAGAUGUUCAUAACGUGUGAGGAGGACAUCCACGUGACGGAGGAGGUCUAUAAGAGGCCAAUGUUCACCAUGCAAGGCUACAGGUACUUCAGAUUACCACUACCAAUGGAGGGAGCGCCAUUGGAAGAAGAUUUUGAUGCAUUUGUUAAAAUACUCAGGGAGAGUCCCAGCCUGUGUCUGGGCCGCAAUGCGUCCAGACUGCCGCCUACCCUGGUCUUCAGCUGCCAGGUGGGCGUCGGCCGCACCAACCUAGCCAUGAUUCUGGGCACUUUAGUCAUGAAAAGACUCAAAGGGGAGUCACAACCGCCACCACAACUUGUGGCGGCAGGUACUUCAAAGCCAAGACCACUAUUCCAAGUUAUCCAGAGUCUGAUCAAAAAGUUGCCUAAUGGACAGCAGCUUAUGGAGGAGGUGGACCACGCUAUUACCUUGUGCUCAGAGAUGCACAACAUUAAAGAAGCAAUAUAUGAGAAUGCAAGUAAAUUGGAAGGGAUUGGAGAAGAUUACCAGACUCAAGGAAGCACUACCAAAGAGUACUUUCUCAACAGAACAAAGCAGAGCUUGGAGCGCUACUUCUACUUGAUUGUAUUUAAUGCUUACCUUCAUGAACAGUAUCCCCUUGCCUUUGUGUCCAACUUCAGUCAGUGGAUGUGCCGCCACGCCUGGUUGUACAGGUUGCUGGCCUGCAUGGACGUGUCAGAGCUAUCUGCUCCUGCCGAGCUGCUCACCAAAGGAGCCCGCGUCCUGGUUGCUGAUGACUACUUGGCCCCCGACGUGCUCAGCACAAUCAAAGAGAUGAAGGUGGCCAACUUCAGACGAGUACCCAAGAUGCCUGUUUAUGGAGUGGCUCAGCCGACGUCAGAGGCCAUCGGAGCAGUUCUCGCCCACCUGACGGAUAAGAAGAGGAAGCACAACCACGUUUUGUGGAUCAACGUGCAGGAGGAAUUGGUGCUCGAAGGAAAUGGACAAAUCAUUGUUCCCAGGGAACCCUCUUGUCUGGACCAGCACAUCCCCGUCCCAACGAGUGACUCGCAGUUGCUACAGAAAUUGGAAACCUCACUGAAGGAAGAGAUUCUGCGAGCUCAGAAGUGGCUGGAGGUGACUCAGGAGCAGGAGAAACAGAUGAAGAUGUUUAAAACCUGCCUGACCAUUCAGGAGAUCUUCAACCAGCACAAACGCUCCCACCCAGGCCUCAUGUAUAAACGAAUCCCUCUGCCAGCAUGCAGCUCACCACGGGAAGAAGAUUUUGAUAAGCUCCAUGAGGCCAUGAGGAAUGCGUUAGCUGAUGAUCCCCACUCAGCUUUUGUCUUUAAUUGCGCCAACGGCAAAAGCAGGACUACAACCGCCAUGGUUGUUGCUGUGCUCAUUCUCUGGCAUUUUAAGGGUUUCCCAGAGUGCACAGAAGAUGAUUUUGUCAGUGUUCCUGAUGCCAAGUACACAAAGGGAGAGUUUGAGGCUGUUAUGCGAGUGGUUCGUCUUCUCCCCGACGGCCACAAGAGGAAGAAAGAGGUAGACCUGGCACUGGAUUCUAUCAGUGAGACCAUGACCCCCAUGCACUAUCAUCUGAGAGAGAUGAUCAUCUCCACUUACAGACAGAUCAAACCUGAGAAGACAGAAAAGGAGUGUAAGCAGCAGCUGCUCAUUAGCCUGCAGUUCCUGGAGCGUUACAUUUACCUCAUCCUCUUUAACACCUACCUGCAUCUGGAGAAGAGGGACUCCUGGCAUCGCUCCUUCUCUGUCUGGAUGGAACAGGUGGCUGCCAGGGCUGGAAUUUAUGACAUCCUCAACCAGCUGGGUUUCUCAGAGUUCGAAGACCCAGGGGAGAAGACGCUGGCCAGGCUGCGCUACCGCUGGCAGCAGCAGGACAUUCAGGCACUUCCUUUCCGAGGGGAAUUCAUCUGAAGGAUGAUUCCUCUGAAUGCACCGCUUUCACAAUGAGAGACACUUACAAUAACCUUGUUAUGCCUUUACAAUUAACCCCUGUGUCGUGAACGACAUCAGGUCUUAUUUCGGUUGUUUUAUUGUUGAUCAUCCUAACAGCUCCCGUUAGCCUUUUCUUUUAUUUUAUGAUCUUCUCCUUUAGGUGCCUUCUUUAAAUCAAUAGUUAACUAAUAUUACUUUUUUUUUUCUUAUUGCAGAUUGUUUUAGUCCUAUUUCUGCAUCUGAACUUUUGCAUCUCCUUUGGGGAAAAAAGAAAAAAAUGUUUUGAAGGAGAGAAAUAAAUUCCACUGUGUGAGCUAACAAUUAUGGCUGCAAUGUCACAACUGUUUGCUGUUGUGUGACUUGAUUUUUUUUUUUCAAGCAUUGUCCUUUUUUGAAUUAAAAAAAAAGUUUUUGUUUUUUUUUAAUUCAUGGUGUACAUAUGAUGGCAGUUAUUUAAGUUUUAAUGCAUCCAUGAGCUUAUCUAAGAUUAAAUGGUUUUUAACCGUUUCACAUUAUUAUUUUUUUCACCUUUAUAAUUGCCACAUUCUGUCCAUUCAUUGUAUCUGGAUUGUUUUUCUGGGGGUUUUUUUUUCUUCUUCUCACCAUUAUAUUAUAAGUGUCCAGAUAUAGGUACUGACAUGUCAAGAAUUUUUAUGUUAGAUUGACUUUGAAGGUGUUUAUGUCUUUCAAACGUUAGAGAGGUGUUGUUGACGUUUUUACAGCAGUCUUUCAAUUAAAUUUUCUUGAGACAUUC
Gambusia affinis (western mosquitofish) is the source of this 3669-nucleotide messenger RNA. RefSeq names its product phosphatase domain containing paladin 1a (gene pald1a). Lineage: Eukaryota; Metazoa; Chordata; Actinopteri; Cyprinodontiformes; Poeciliidae. The record is from RefSeq and is a predicted model, not a curated record. Bases 294 to 2894 code for a protein of 866 amino acids. The transcript has 20 exons.